Toxotes jaculatrix (banded archerfish) is the source of this 3445-nucleotide messenger RNA. RefSeq names its product zinc finger protein 436-like. NCBI's taxonomy places the organism in Eukaryota, Metazoa, Chordata, Actinopteri, Toxotidae. Gene Ontology annotation, biological process: regulation of transcription by RNA polymerase II. Gene Ontology annotation, cellular component: nucleus. The record is from RefSeq and is a predicted model, not a curated record. Bases 135 to 2402 code for a protein of 755 amino acids. The transcript has 12 exons. Gene Ontology annotation, molecular function: RNA polymerase II cis-regulatory region sequence-specific DNA binding; DNA-binding transcription activator activity, RNA polymerase II-specific.
GGCGGAGUCGCAGUCAGCUGGACUGUAAACACAGCUUAGCCGUUAGCUCAUCCAGCUAACCCGGGUUUUAGUCAUAGACUGUAUAAAGUGCAGCAUUGAAAAGUGAGCAAGACGUGUGCGACUGUAGAAGUAGAAUGGCUUCCCCUCUCCCCCUCUCCUCCCUGCGUCUCCUCAUCCCUCCUGUCCGCCUGCUGACGGCAGCGAUGUGGCAGGUAGCUCGACAGCAAAACGUGAAGCAUUAUGGGAUGCUGGAGGGCUUUGUUUCCCUGGUAACCGAGGCGGUCCCUCAGCUUCUGACAGACAGGCAGAGGAGUCUGCUGCUUCUGGCUCUGAGGGCCAAGGUGACCAUCUCGGACCCAGACCCCCAGGGCGUCCACGCUCACCUGGAGAGGAUCCGCUCCGUCUCCCAGGCAACGCAGCUCGAUGAAGAGGUAGACAACUGGUGCUCAGCUCUGUUGACUCUGGCAGACCAACUGACGCAGAGCCCUGCAGACAGACAGCGCCUCCUGCAGGAGGUGUUUAACCAGAGCUUUGACUCUGCCCUCCAGUCUCUCAUAUCUGACUUCUUGUCCAGGAUCGACCAGCUGUUCCCCGUACCCGACUUCAAACAGGCUGCUUCCUGGCUCGAUGCUGCCCCUGGUGGUCUCGAGGACUGUCUGCACGAGGCCGGCGGGGAGGAUCUAAGGGAGCUGCUGACCAAUCAGAACUGUUUACUGGGGCGAGCAACCACCACAGUGAGUUGUGACACUGAGGAGAUCCUCACCUCUGCCUGGUCCCACCCUCUCGUCACCAAACUGACCAAUCCGGAGCUUCCUCCUGCCGACACGGAGGUCCAGUCGGAUGCUCUCCCUGAUGUGGUUAGCCCCGUGCAGCUGGAUGUGGAGCUUGUAAAGGUGGAGGUGGUGGUGAUGACAGAGGACGAACAGGAGGAGGUGGAGGAGACUGUGAUUGGUCAGACGGUUUCGCCAGUCGAGCAGGAGGCGUCCAGUGAGAGUUCAGCGGUGGGCGGAGACGAAUGCUCCGUCACACCUGUGGUCCUGGAGGUGGACGGGUUGAAGGACUCUCCUGGAAACUUUGCAGACCAAUCAGAAGACACAGUUGACCAAUCAGAUCAGUCCUGCUCUGAGGUCACAGCUAAUGCCCUCUACAGCAUUUCCCAUAAUUCUCAGCGGGUGGCUCACAAGUGUCCUCAGUGUGGCAAAUGUUUCAUCUAUCGUUCUCAGGUGAUCCGUCACCUGCGUACCAAUAAGUCCUGCGGGUCGGCCUUAACAGCAUCAGGAGUUGUGAACCUGCAGAGUCAACCAGGCGAUCGUGACGAAGAGCCUCAUCCCCCGGAGCCCCGCCUCCCUGAGCCCCGCCCCGUCAGGACCCAUUCCUGCUUCCAGUGCAACGCCACCUUCAAAACCAAAGCUGAGCUCCUGUCGCACCAGCGGAGCCACCGGGCCCGCCCGGUUUACCAGUGUGGACAGUGUGACAAGGAGUUCCACCACCUGUCCAGCCUGACCAAUCACAGGCAGACCCACCUGGACAGAGGAGGAUUCACCUGCAGCAGGUGCGAUAAGGUGUUUGACUCGGCCAAGGAGAGAGACGCCCACAGACUGCAGCACCGGCUGCCCGACCUCACCUGUACGGUCUGUGACCAGACGUUCAGCUCUCAGACUCAGCUGCUUCGACACCUGCAGACUCACUCUGUGGAGGGAGCCGAGCCCUGCUACAACUGCCGCUUCUGUGACCAAACCUUCUCAGGAGUGACCCAGCUUCGUAUCCAUCAGCGCACACACACUUUCCGCUCGUACCAGUGUGACCAGUGCAACAAGACAUAUGGCUCUCUGACCGGCCUCCAUUCACACCGGGCCAGCCACACCACAGAGAGCCGCUUCCUGUGUCCUCAGUGCGGCAAACGCUUCAAGACCCGGGACGGGCUGGAGGGUCACCUGAGGACGCACACCGGGGAGCGUCCCUACCGCUGCCCCUACUGCCCCAAAGACUUCACCGCCCUCGCCGGCCUCAACGUGCAUGUGCGGCGGCACACCGGGGAGCGCCCGUACGUGUGUACAGUGUGCGGUAAGGGCUGGCCGUCUGGAGGCGACCUGCAGAAACACAUGAGGACUCACACGGGUGAACGGCCGUACGUCUGCCAGGACUGUGGAAAGGCCUUCUCCAUCUCCUGUCACCUGACUGAACACCGCAGGAUUCACACGGGGGAGAAGCCGUUCUCGUGUCCUGAAUGUGGCAAAUGUUUAAGGAGGAAGUUUGACCUGAAGAAACACAUGUUGUCUCACAGCAACGUUCGUCCCUACGCCUGCGUCUUCUGUCCCAAGAGCUACACCCGGAAAACCCACCUGAACAGACACCUGCUGACACACAGGACUCCUGACAGUGAAGUGGGCGACGAGGUCUGAGCUUUUAUUCUCACGCUAGAGUCUGUUUUAAUCUGCAUUAACCAGCUGUUUGACGAGAACAGCUGUGUUUGUACUUUACAUUCCUGCUGAUUGUUUGUCGAACCAUCAUCAGUUUGUAGGUUGAUGAAUUGUUGUGUCGUGGAGCUGUGAGGAGGGAAUUUGUUUACAGUUUAUUUAUUCAUUUGUUGGCGACACUGCACUAAUCUGCUGAAAACCUGCAAAUGACAAAAAGCAUUAAAAGUACUGAGAGUUGUUUCUCAAAGAGAGGUCUCCCCCUGUUCCUCUUUCUUCCUCUGUCUCUGUAACACUGUCGAACAGUCCCACCUCAGUGUCUUCACCUCAGUGUCUUCACCUCCGGCUCAGCUCCCACCUGUGGCCGGGUUGUGUCACCUGUGUGUCUCCCACAGUUUGGGCUUCACACACAGUUUUAAAGCUGCACUGAAACAAACCCUGCAGCUGUUUGCUCUCUGACAGUGUAUCAUACGGCGUGCAACGUGCUCACGCUACUUUCUACGCUGCCAACCUGCGCCAGGUGACCGGUCCGUCAGAGACUGAUGUCCCCCAGCUACAAGUCACUACUGCUUUAGUUCCACCUCUCUCACAGUAACUCCUGUCAUCAUCACGGACACAACACUGAACGAACUGAAGGCCUGAAUUUUAAUCAUCUCAUAUCUAUAUACGCACAUAAACCACCAGCUGCUCUGCCACACCUGAAGAAGACUCUGCCAGUGACCCUGAAUAUGGUUGUUCUGAGUGUAAGAUCUCAUUUAGACACUCUCAUCUUUGGUUUUUCAGAGCAGAGCAGAGAGGGCAGCAGAGAAAUCUGAUAUUUUUAACAGCAAGCUCAAGACCUACCUCUUUACUCUGGCUUUUAAUUGAAGUUUAUUUACUUUUUUAUUGUAUGUUUGUUUCUGGUUUUACUUACUUCAGACACACUUUCAUUUUUCCUAUCAUUUUUCACACUUCACUUGUGUAAAGCACUUUCUUCUACAAUGUAUUUGUAUGAAAAGUGCUAUACAAAUAAAGUCUGAUUGAUUGAUUGA